UUUGUGGCUGCCGCUGUGUGUAACAUUUAAAAUAUGCACAGUAACUAAAAGUAUUUUUCACACAAAUUGAGUUUGAGCCCAGUCCCCGGGCCACGCCCCCACCCGAAAACGGCCAGCCAUCCGCCUCCCCUGAACGAUGGCAUUGGGGAAAGUCGCCUGCGCCGUCGCUGCUGCUUUGGAAUUGCCAAUUUUGCUGCCAGUCAACGGACGCAGCAGCCUUGAUGCUGCUGCUGCUGCUGUUUGCUGCUACUGCCACUGGCGACAUGGAAAAUUUGCUGCCAUCGCCAGGCGUCACUCAGUCAGGCUGUAAAACAGGCAUCAAGGCAACAAAAACAGCAGCGGCGGCAGCACAAAGAGCCAGCCAUCCAUACACCGAGGUGGUGGCAUAAUUUAAUAGAGUUGGUAAUAUCAAUAAAUUUUAAAAGCCUUUUAAUGCGCAUCGAUAAAAAUAAAGCAGACGCAUCUUCGGCGGCAUAAUUAUCCAGAAAUGAGCGGCUCAAACCGGAGUUGUCGUUCGCUUUUUGGUACCCAUAAAUUAUCCGAAACCAUCUGAUGGCGGCACUGCAAGUCCAAAUUCAAUUAUGCAAAUCGCAUGUGAGAAAUUCAAUUGAAAUACGAUAAUUUCACAGGGACUGAGCAGAAGGCUCAGUGGCCAGUGGAGUGGCACUGUGCUUUAAGUUACUGAAUGCUUUACAAGUGUAUUGUGUCGCUGCGAAAUCAGCUCAACAGCUGAACACAGCUCGAAAACUUUGCGGCUCAGCCUCCCCAUGGAAAUUUGCGCACAAAAGCCAAGAAAGCGAAGAAAAAUGCUAUAAUAAGUGGCAGAGUGGAGCGAUAAAAAGUGUGGAAAACUGUCGUUCAUAUGCAACCGUUACAAUGCAACAAUACAGCCAGCCCAACCACCAGCCAGCACCACCCAUCGCCACCGCCAUCACCACCGCAACCACCAAAGACAAUGCGCAGUAUCCCCCGGUUUACUGGUGUAAAGGGGGGCGGGUCGGUCUGAAAUGCAACCGACGAAAAUUCAUGGCAUUAGGGGAAUGCCAAACGAGCUGGGCAACAUGGCAACGGAAUCAACUUAAAGGAGUCGGGGUAUUUAGAGAGAUUAUGGCACAGAAAUGGGUCGACAUAAUGAUAUCCAGUAGAUUGGAUACAAACUAUUCUGCAGUGGGAGCAGCACAGGAGCGUUGAUAGAUAGUUCUAUAGUAUAGAACGUACCUUUUAUAUAUAUUUUAUUCCUUAUUUAUUAUUAUAAUCUAGACUAGCCAAAUCCCUGCAGAUACAGACAGCACUUGUGGCUCUAGAAGCUGCAGCUUUCGGCUAAGAAUACCAGAAUAGAUCUGUACUAAGCUGGCAUUCUCAUCCAAUAUACCCAACGCUUUUCACCAGCCAACUUGAACCGAUUCCCAUUAGACUGGGAUAUGUAUAUAUGUGUAGGUAUGUGCAUAUUAUACACAGAUAUAUGUACGUGUGGCUCUGUGCUGCCUGCCUUAGUUGUUGACGAUUUGGUAACUGCAGCAGUUAGCUGUUCCUUAUCCUCUGGCUGUUGCACUGGCUCACUUGCAACUGCGGCUGGCAAGUGCCUUUGGCUUAUAAAAUAUUUAAACGUUUUUGCGGCUUUGGCCGCAACAUAUUUGCACUUUGGGGCCACGGUCUGCUCUCCGACUAUUUGUCCUUAUCCUUUCUUUUUUUCCCCCACGGCCAGAAGAACUGAAGUCGAGUUUGGGGCUCAAGUUGCGCCCGAAUGCAUGCUAUUAAUAUUGUGCGACAGCUGGCGAACUGCUUAAAUAUUUACUCAAUACGCAGGACAGGAACUUAAAAAAGCCACGGCUUGUCAGUUAACCCCCGGGAACUGUGCGAUAUGCUAAUACGGUUAUGGUUACUGGUUACUGGUUACUGGUUACUGGCUACUGGCUACUGCCACUGCUCCUCAUCCUGCUCCUCAGCCAGCUGCUAUGGAUGCUCUGGCUGCUUCUAUUCUUUGCGGUUGGCCUGGAGAGGAAAUUUCAUUAUGCCAAUUACUUGCAUCAAAGCUGCUUGGAUAAUUGACUUUGCUUAGCCUUCACUUCACUCCACUCCGCUGGGUUUGCAUAAGACGCCUUUUGCACAUUAGCUGCCCCCAGUGUGUGUGUGCGAGUGUGUGUGUUUGGAGAUCCUUUCCACUCUCUUGCUGCAUAAAAUAAUUAAACUUAAUUGACAGUUUUUCGACAUCACCUUUGCCGCUUUGGUGUGACAAGUCAGGACACUUUUCCACUACCAACUCACUGUCUUGGCCUCCUCAUCCUCCUCCUAACGAGCUUAACUUUUAGCAGCAAGUGCCUGCUUAGUUUUUACGGCCGAGAGUAAGUAGCCAGUUAGUUAGCUGCUUUUAGUUAAGUUUAAUUCUCGCAGGCGGAAUAAAAUACAUUUUAAGCAGCUGAAGCAGAAGGAAAAAUACAAAAAAACUAGAGAGGCCGCCAUGAAGUUCUAUCCGAAUGCAGAUGUCUGGUUCUAUGUGGACAAGCCCAGCUGCUUGAACAGCUACCAAAAGUAUCCACCCACGCACAGCUGGAAGAUUCACGAUAAGACUACCUCGCGGGAAAUGUACUAUUGGCGCGACAUCGAGGGCGUGAAGAAGACGGAGAUCAAGCUGAAGGAUCUGUACUUCACCAAGUGGCCCAAAACCCGCAUCCGUCCGCAGGCCUGCUUGGGAUUGCUCUAUGCCACGGGCAACAGAUUCAUCCGACUGACCAAGGCACCACCAGCGGGCUUUAAGUGCGCUCCACUGCCCGUCAAUCUGGCCACCGCUCGAAUCGUCAAAGUGGAGCUGCGCAAGAAGGCGAAGCGCGAAAAACAGGCAGCUAAAAAGGCUAAAAUGGAAGCGAAGAAGGCCAAGAAGGCGGCCAAAAAGGGCAAAGGAAAGGGCGGCAGGGACGAUCUUAAGCCAAAGGUCAUUAGGACAUACGAAGACGCCGAGAAAGCAUAAUGAUUACACAUUAUAUUCAAAUCCCGGUGUAUUAAAGUGAAUUUCGAUCAUUUUUAAACGUUUGUAAGGCGCAUAAA
This is a messenger RNA of Drosophila sechellia, 3042 nucleotides long. RefSeq lists its product as uncharacterized. The record is from RefSeq and is a predicted model, not a curated record. The transcript is spliced from 3 exons. The coding region runs from base 2459 to 2965 and encodes 168 amino acids. NCBI's taxonomy places the organism in Eukaryota, Metazoa, Arthropoda, Insecta, Diptera, Drosophilidae.